Messenger RNA from Aspergillus ibericus CBS 121593, 3677 nucleotides. RefSeq lists its product as uncharacterized. Lineage: Eukaryota; Fungi; Ascomycota; Eurotiomycetes; Eurotiales; Aspergillaceae. Bases 105 to 3677 code for a protein of 1190 amino acids. The transcript has 3 exons. Gene Ontology annotation, biological process: guanine metabolic process; regulation of DNA-templated transcription; DNA-templated transcription. The record is from RefSeq and is a predicted model, not a curated record. Gene Ontology annotation, molecular function: zinc ion binding; guanine deaminase activity; DNA-binding transcription factor activity, RNA polymerase II-specific. Gene Ontology annotation, cellular component: cytosol.
CUCCAACCACGACCAUCCAUCCUUCAACUUCCCCCACUCACCCCCGGAAUGGCCUGCGGUUCGAGCCGCCUUCCCUGGCCUCCUCUUCGUCCGUCGCUGCCACCAUGACCAACCGUGACCCCGAGUUUCGGCAUCAGCUGGGCAAAUUCCGACUCGAUCCCCUGCCCCUUCCUUCGCAUCCUCAAUCUCUUCCUCAUCCUCAUCCUCAUCCUCAUUCUCACUCCAUUCCUUCUCCGCAGUCGUUGCCGCCGCCUCCCCUGCCGCCUCAGCCGCACCACCAGCAACACCAGCAACGCCCGCCCCAACCGCCUCAAUCGCUACCUCCUCCCUCGCAAUCGUCCCCCUCACACCUCGCUCCUUCUCGCAGCAAACGGGUGUCAACCGCAUGUGAUUUUUGCCGGAAAAGGAAGAAGAAAUGUGACUUCCGAUACCCGAAUUGCUCCGCGUGCACUCGCGCCGGCGUCCGCUGUACCAUUCCCCCCCCGGGUCCUCAGGUCGCGGCUGCGUCCGUACCUCGCGAUCAGCUGGAAAACCUACAAAACCGCGUCAGAUGGCUCGAAGAGGUCGUGCGCCGCAAGACAGGCAUCUCCGUUGCCGAUCGGCCGACGGGGACGGCCCUGGAUGGCGAAGGGGAUCCGGACUGGUGGUACCAGGUACCGGCCAUGAUGAUGACCCGGGGCAGUCCGGCGCACUCGACGCCUACGACGACUGCAACUGCGCCAUCCAGCAGCCCGGCUCCCAGUUCUUCUGCUGUAGGUACGGAGUUACCGAAUGUGGGUGAGAUCUUCCGGGACCAGUUGGAGCACCGAAGGCCUUCCAUCGCGCGCCCGGUCGCGUCCGCGCCUCGCGUGAUCCGGCUUUCCUCACUGGAAGAGGCUGAACGAGUGACUACACAAUAUUUCGAUAGCCUGGGUUACCAGUAUCCGUUUCUCAACCGGGUUGAAUUUUUCGCCCAUCUGCGGCGGAUUUAUGCGGGUGAGGUACCAGCUCCGGAGGUUCACCAUUCGUAUCAUAUCACCAUAGCUACGGCCUUGUUGAUCGGGGCUGCCGACGAGUCUCAGGCAGCCGAGUUCUAUCAUGUCAGUAACGAGACCAUGGCACUGGCUUUACAGAAUGAGGACUUGGCGGCAGUUCGGGCCCUGUUGAGCGUGGCAGUAUACACGAUGUUUGCGACCACGGGUCCAAGUGUGUGGCAUAUCCUCGGGACGGCUUUGCGUCUCGCUACCAGCCUAGGAUUACACAAAGCCCGUUCAGUGGGCAACGCGGUGGAAGAGGAGAUGGCUAAACGGGCGUUUUGGAGUCUAUACAACCUUGAUCGACUGAUAGCGAGUACCCUUGGACGGCCACUUGGGAUAGCGGAUGAAGACAUCUCUGUAAGCCUGCCGCGAGAGUUUAACGAUGACUGGACGGAGGCCCCCGGGGCUAGCGCCAUGACGAUUCCCCUGCAGGUGGUACGUCUGCGUCGGAUCUUUUCACGCAUCUACCGUUACUUAUUUAACAAUCAAUCGCCACCCCCUCCUACUGAGGUCGCCAUCACGCUCAGUCAUUUUCGCCAGGAGCUGGAUGACUGGCGGCGCGCAGCCCCAGUGUACCCACCAGCGCUUCUCUACUCCACUAGCUAUUACGAUUACUUGUACGCCACGACCCUGCUCCUCAUGUACCGGCCCAGUCCGCGGAAUCCGACGCCCGACGCAACAAGCAUAGUGAGCUGCGGGGAUGCUAGCAUUCAGGUUAUUCGGUCAUACUGGGACAGUUAUUCGUUGGGUAAGCUCAAGUGGAUCUGGUUGACUCUCAGUCAAGUCUACUUUGCCGGCAUCACGAUCCUGUGGUGUCUCAACCAAGACCUUCAUUCUGUCCGCGAGGGCCGUGUGGCGGCAUGGAAGCCGGAGGACCAGACCAUGCGACGUGCCAUCCAGGCGGUUGUUGUCUUGUUGGAGGAGUUUGGAAAGCGCCGCCCGGGAGUGGAACGACUGGCGGAGACCUUUCGCAACCAGAGCACAAUGAUCUUCAGCCACUUGGCAUAUCAGCAGGAACAGCAGCAGCAGCAGCAGCAGCAGCAACAACAACAACAACAGAUCCAACAACAACAACAGCCUCCGCCACCACCGCCACUACCACAUCAUCAACCAAUCCUGGAGCAGCCACCGCCGCCGCAGCCGCAGCAUGUUCUGGUCGCACCGCCGGUGCCUCUGGCGCCGGUGCUAGAUGAUGUCCUGUUGGUCAAUGGAUCGGGGACGAUAAACCCCAACCACGCUUAUCUUCUGCCAACUCUCACUCCCACCUCCACCACCAUACUCACAACCACUACCAUGACUUCUGUUGAAGCCAAAGCCCAAGCCUUUUAUGGCACUGUCAUCCACACCCUUAGUUCCGAUGAACUUGAGAUCCUCACCGAUGCCUUCAUCCUCAUCUCCCCCACUGGAACCAUCGAAUCCAUCCGUCCACGCACCCCGGCAGCCUCCAUCCCUGACAUUCUCCCAGAGCACGGUUACUCUGAAUCUACCUGCACCGUGACGAUUCUCCAACCGUCCGAGUUCAUCAUUCCCGGCUUCAUCGAUACCCACACUCAUGCCCCGCAAUGGGCGCAACGCGGCACCGGGCGCGGCAUCGACCUUUUGACUUGGCUGGAAACCAUCACCUUCCGACACGAAGCCAAACUAUCCGAUCCGGAAUAUGCGAAGACGCUCUAUAGCUCCUGUGUCCGCGGUGGUCUGAAACAAGGAAUCACCACCGCCUGCUACUACGGCUCCCGCCAUGCGUCGGCAUCGGUGAUCCUCGCGGAAACCUGCCUUAGCCUCGGCCAGCGCGCCCUUAUUGGGAAAUGCAAUAUGAACCGCCACGCCCCGGACUGGUACCGUGAUCCGUCGGUGGAGGAGUCUCUACGUGAUACGGAGGACUUCAUCGCCGAGGUUAGGAAGCUUGAUCCAGCGCACGGAUUAGUAACGCCCGUGAUCACGCCACGGUUCGCGAUCAGCUGUGAGGAGGAGCUCCUAGUUGGGCUCGGGGAGGUUGCGACCCGGAACAGUGACUUGCCCGUUCAGACCCAUUUCAAUGAGUCGCGGGGCGAGGUGGAUUUCACGAGGUCAUUGUUUCCGAAUGAUAAGAGUGAAACUGAGCUCUAUGAGCGGUUGGGGUUGCUGAAUGACCGCAGCAUUCUUGCUCACUCGAUAUAUCUUUCUGAUGCGGAAAUUGAACGCAUAACGGAGUUGAAGUGUGGGAUUGCUCACUGUCCCAUCCCCAAUGUCACGAUGGAUGAGUUCAUGGUUGCGCCCGUACGAGAGUAUCUGAGACGCGAUAUCAAGGUCGGUUUAGGGACCGACUGCGGUGGAGGGUAUUCGAGUUCCAUGCUUGAUGUGAUGAAGGCUGCGUUUGUGGUGUCUACGGCGCGGUGUACGAUGACAGAAGGCCGGGACAAGCCGUUGAGUGUCACGGAAGGGUUUUAUAUGGCUACGCUAGGAGGCGCGAGGGUGUGUGGACUGCAGGAGAAGGUUGGGAAUUUUCUGGUCGGCAAGGAGUUCGAUGCGCUGCUUGUUCGGACCCAUGGGGAGGGAGUAAUGGCGCCGGUGGAGGAGGAAGAUGGAAUCCAGAAGGUGUUUGAAAAGUUCCUAAUGACGGGGGAUGACCGCAACAUUGGCCGGGUGUUUGUCAAGGGGCGGGAAGUGCAGGGCUAUAAUUAA